AUGGCUUUUGAGCGGCUGAAUACAAUUGUCAACUGCAGGGACAGCACCUUUGCUGCCGUUACGCCAGCAAACAGCAGGCACGCCGCCAAGCUGGCUCAAAUUGCCUUAGCCGUUCAAAGCCGCCAAAACACACCGACCCCUUCAAGACGCAAAUGGCUGCCAGGCAGCGCGAAACCGAGGCUUCAAAUCCGUGACAAAGAUACAGCACGUGUCGACGACUACUACACCCCUUCAAGCCAACCUCCUCUGGCCACAUCAUACUAUCAACACCAGCACUACCAAACGUACCCCCCUCGUCAACAGCCAUACCCUCUGCGGCGACCAUCCGAAGCAAUAGCGACGGCACCCUCGUCCCGAUCGCAACGCCAUAUUACUCCGGCACUCAUCAGGAUCAGGGCCAAGAAGCCUCCUACUACCCCCCCGCCUCAUGACAGCACCGAUGUUGGCGUCCCCGAAGCGACGCGUUUUCAAACCUACCACAGGACAACCUACCAAGUCAAGAGCUCUUCCGCUGGUGGCAAGAUCAAAGUGUCCGGGCCUGUUGGUAGUAACGAGGCACAGCUGUUUGAUGCCAUCGCUGCUGCCAAGUCGAUCACCAGCGGAUUUGACAUGAGAUCCUCCAAGGAUGACUGCAAACUUGUUCGACACCGCACUGGGGGGAGAAAAGAAGAAAAUCGGGGGGCUGGUUAUGGCCGGGAUGGUAGGAAGUCAUGCCGAGCGUAGAGAGAUAACUUCACGUUGAUUCUAUACUGCACAGCAUGGGAAUAUCGACGCCAUAACCUUCAUGCAAGACAAAUGAAACCUGAUCCGAAAUACCACCCCCUUACCCUCAGUAGCCCAUCAUCCGUAACGACAUUACUACAUCUCCGGGGGCCCCUUAACUGUCGUGCUUCUCGCUGUUCUUCCUGUUUCCGCCAUCCUGGCUACCAAUCUGCUCCUUCUUUUUGUCUUGGGCACCGCCAUCCUUGCUCUCAGCACGAUCCUUGCUUGGCUCCUCAGGGCUAUCAUCGCUCUUCUUGGUCUUUUCAUCCUCUUCCUUCUGAUCCUUCUUCUUAUCCUCCUGCUUCUCGUCCUUCUUAUCAUCCUUCUUCUCCUUCUUAUCACCUUCCUUCUUAUCCCCCUUCUUCCCCUUACUCUUCUCUUCCUCCUUCUUCUUCCUCUCCGCCUCCUCCUUUUCCUUCUUCUCCUUCUCCUCCUUCUCCUUCCUCAACCUCGCCUUUUCCUUCUCCUCCUCCUUCUCCCAAUUAUGAUACUCAUUCUUCCGAUCCUCAGCCCUCAACAAAUCCUUCAACUCCCCACCCGACAAUCUCGCAUGACUCUCCCCAAUCUUCGUCCUCGCCACCAGACUGAUCAGCAACGAACCCCCUACUAUAGCCGUCAAAACAAAGCGAUAAGUCUGAUACCAACUCGGCGCCCACCCCCUCACCAUCGCUCUCGCAUCCGCAAAGUACAAUCCUGUAAACGCCAGAAAUUGGGUGAUCAACGCCCAUUCAAUGGGGAAAAACGUAGUGGGCCAUGCAACCAGCGGCGCAGCGACACCGAUGGCAUAGCGCAGGCGCGUUCUCUCACGGGAGAAGUUCUUUUCCGCAAAUUCAAGACCCCAGUGAAUGGCGCCUAAAAAGGAGAUGAGCGCCACGCCAUAGCCGACUUGAAUCGGCUCAAGAAAGUGAAGCCACUGGGAGGCAGCCUCAUUGGUGAACAUGAAGCUGUUGAGAAAGUUGGAGUCGGUGGGAAAUUUGGCGUUGAGGUUCCAAGAGAGGUAAACUGUUGCGAGGGAGGUGCCGAGAUACGGCAAGGUCCCGGCCAGGCCGAGGAGAUAGGGUUCUCGGGGGACGGAGCCGAGGGCGAAGGUGUCUUUGACCGUGUGCUAUGACAUUGUGUCAGUAACUCGGCCGAGUCGGAGGGGUGGGGAAGGAAAGGAAGGGUGCAUACCAGGUCAUCGCGCAGUUCCUUGCCAAAGUCUACGUCGUCGGGUUUGGAUUGUGCAGUUUCAAUGGAUUUGCGGACGGUUGAGGUGGUUGAGACCUCGUCUGGUCGGGCUUCGAGCUUGUGUUGGGCGAUUUCUUGCUCGUGUUGCUUGUCUAUCUGGGUGGGUUGCACGGGUGGUUUGGUGGAAUAUUGCGUGCGGAUGAGGUAGGGCAGCAAUCUCGGUUGGGUGGUGACUUGUGGUCUGGACGAGGUGCUGGAAUGUUUGAGGAGGCUCUUGGAGGCGGGAGAGGGGCGGAUGGGAUGUGCUCGAAGGGUUGUAGACAGAGCUUGGGCUCGGCCAACAGCUGGUCGGAAACCACGCAACAUUUUGGGCGAGACAACACAAUCGUGGGAUUUGGAGUUGUUUAAUGUUGAAUGGUUAAUGGUAUCCGUGCUCCUGAUCGUGUACUUCAGGAAAGACGGGAGGCGAGCGCGUGGGACAUGC
Messenger RNA from Podospora bellae-mahoneyi, 2413 nucleotides. RefSeq lists its product as uncharacterized. Bases 1 to 723 code for a protein of 240 amino acids. Lineage: Eukaryota; Fungi; Ascomycota; Sordariomycetes; Sordariales; Podosporaceae. The record is from RefSeq and is a predicted model, not a curated record. The transcript is spliced from 4 exons.